Molecule: messenger RNA, 4053 nt
Organism: Didymodactylos carnosus
Lineage: Eukaryota; Metazoa; Rotifera; Eurotatoria; Philodinida; Philodinidae
Source: the annotation of a GenBank genome assembly
AUGGACAAUUCUGUGACGAGUUCACAGUGUCUUUUGUCAUCUACACAUUUAGAAAAUGUUGAAGCAUUAAUUAAAAAUUUAGAAAAACAAACAAUAUCUACGCUAGAUAACUUUGAACAUGUUAUUGGUGGUGAUCAAUCACAAUUUAAAUCAUUUAUAACAAGUUCUAUAACGUCGUCGGAUGUAAUGAACAUUGAUGAUAAUUUUCUUAUUCGAAGUAUAACAGAACCAUCCGUUGAAAAUUAUUCAACAGACAGUUUAUUUUCACCAUGUAAUUUAUUUGGCGAAUCUGUAAUUAAUAAUCGUAAUCGAGUUCCAACAACAAUAUCGGAUGAACGUAUCGUUCCAUCAGAUCAAUCAAUCGUUGAUGGUUUUCAUUGGGAUGAUCACUAUGAUACGAGACAAAAUUACCAUUUAACAUUUAGUGGAUCAAAACAAAGGCCUCCUUCUCCUCAUCAUCACAUUCAUCAUCCGCACAAAAGCAGCUAUCAUCGACUAAACACAAGCCAACAAAGAAAGAAACGAACAUCACCAACAUUGAAUGGCCAACCGAAUUCUACGUAUUCAGAUGAAUUACCUUCCGAUACAUUAAUAACAAAUUUAAAUGAUUGGUCCAUGCGUUCAUCGUUUAAUCUUGAACAAUCAACUGACAUCUUACCCGAAUCAUCCUCACGAUAUCAAGAACCUGUUCCCACAACAUCAUCGGCAACACUUUUUCGUUCACAAUCACAUCCUUUACCAGCGGAAAAAGAGCUAGUUUCAUCAUCCCAUUCGCCUGGUGUCUCAUCAACAACGUCGAGUUCAUCAUCAACAUCUUGGAAACGUAUGAAAGAAAGUCAACGUGCAUCAUCGGAUGUUGAACUUAAAAAAAGUCGACCACCAUCACCGUUUAGUCUUUAUCGAAUAUUUCAAAAGAAGGCAUCCAUGUCUUCGACAACUCAACAGCAUAUACGAAGUAGUGUCCUUCAGCCUUAUCGUCAUUUAAGUACAGAAAAUGAGACACCAGCAGUAGUUGCAAAUCCAUCUGCAAUAUCAACAUUAAAGGAGAAUUUGAUUGAUGGUGGCGGAAUUCAGCGUCAAAAUCAAGCAGCAUCACACUCAAAAACGCAUGACAGAUGUGAAGAAUCGACACAAUUUCCACCUCAUAUUACAGAUCAAUGUAUACAAACAUCAAUUUCGAUGUCACAAACGACAAUACCCUCUCAUGAACGCUGUGAACGAACAUUUAAAUCAUUUCAAACAGACAAUAUAGGAAUAUCACGUUCUAGUAGACAAAUGGACGUAAAUACACGCAAUGGCAAUACUCAUUUUUCAACGAAAUCCGAAUCUGUCGAUCGUUUACAACAAACAUCUACUGGCCGUUUUAUGUCUCCUUCUCCGAAUCCAUCUUCAUCAAAUCAAUCAUCUGUUUACAAAACCGUUCAGCAAACUUCUUCUACAACUUCUGCAACGUAUAAAUCUUUGCCCGAUCUUUCAUUUAUCUCGCAAUAUUCAAAAGAAACACCACGUACUAACUCUCAAACAACCUCACUAGUACCAUCAGCUGAUUCUCAAUUAUCUUCUGAAGCAGGAUUUAUCACUUCAUCCAAUUCCACUUCUCAACAGCAAGAGCAACAGUCUGAACGUCCUCGUACAUUAAAAUCAAUUAAACGUUAUAAAAAUAGUAAACAUCCAACAGAGCCAUGCGUAUUUUACAAUUUACAAUUACGAAAAACAUUCGCUGCUAUACCAACAAAACAAGUGCAAUCAAAACAAAGUCCAAUAAUGAUGUUAAUGGUACAGCAAAAGCCGCAAAGGACUCACAGCAAACCUCCCUCACUUCUAAAAUCGUGCUUAAAACAUCGUGCCAAUUCUUGUGAUAUUGCAUCUGUUCUCCGACUUCAACCAACACCACUUUCUUGUUCAUCAUCAACAACAAAAAAUGAAAAAAAACAAAGAUCUAGGGAAAAAUCCAAGAUUCCGACACUAGUUGUUGAUAACUCUAGAAAAGGUCGUUCAUCCUCAGUGACGUCUGCACUAUCGGAACGCUAUUCUGAAUCGUCUUUGUUAGAAAAACAUGAACAACAGUGGCAAAAGAUAAAUCAUAUGCCUUCCUCGUCUAAACUGCUUGAUUAUGUAAUAUUAAAUUCAACUGAUGACUCGCAAAAAAGAAUUAAUUCCAUUCAACAACCACAAUCUGCUCAACCUUAUUAUCAUUCGGAUUAUGAUUUACGUACGAUGACACAAACAAAGAAAAGCGUCAGCUUUUCAGAAAAUAUUGCCAAACAUUUGAUAUCACCGUGUAAUCCUUCAAUAACUUUUAGUUCAACGAUUGAACGUGAACAAGAGCCAACAAAUGAUUCUCUAUUAAUGUUACACGAAAAAAACUAUAAUCCAACGUUGAAAACAUUACGUUACGGAGCGAAAGAAGAAAUGAGAAGGUGUCAAACUGAUAUUAUUAUAAUGGAUCCGGCCAAUCUUCACAGUUUUACGGAUAGUCCACCAAAUGAAUUUCGUCUAGAAGAUGAUGAUGGAAAACAUAAUGAUGAGGAUGAUGAUCAAGCUAUAUUAGAAAAAACUGCCGUGAUGAAUUAUAUAGAAAAUGACACUCUACAUACCACUGAUAUACCGACUAUAACUACGACUACUUCUACUGCUUCUUCUUCUUCUACUUCUAAUAUACAGCCAAUACACGAUAAAAUUGAACAGUUUCUUCUAACUGAAAAAGAAAAUGUUAACACUGGUCAACAACAGCGAGCUGAAAAAGCUCGAAAAGUAAUUGCUGAAAUCAAGCCCGAAAUUAUUUCAUUUACAAAAAAUAAUGAUCAUAUAGUUGAAACAAAAACGUUAAUGUCAAAUUCAUUCAUAAUGAAUUCAUCGACAUUAACACCAUGUAUACAACGUACAAUAGAAGCUCUACUUGAAAGCGUGACAGAAACAAUAAAACAAAUAUAUGAAAUUAAACGAGCUGAUAAGUCAUUUUUUCUCAAUAAUGAAUUAAAUCCACAAUUAGAUCAUUUAUUAAAAAAUGAUUUUUGCCUUGUUUUACGUGAUAUAUUAGAAAAUGGUUUAAAACAUCAACAACAACAAUCAUUAUUUAUGAUGAAACAAAUUACAUUAUGGAAAAUAAUUGAUUCAGUUACAGGACAAGGUCAAAUACCUAGUCCAUUUUACGAUGCUAAAAUAAUUGGACAAAAUAUUCAAACAACAAAUUGGUUUUGUAGAUUUCAAGCAUUUAUUUAUGCACUAUUAAAUAAAAGUGAGUUAAUAAAUUGGCUUUAUCAUUAUAUGCGACAAAAGGACCUUCUUCUUCGGUAUUAUGAUUCGUCGGCACUUUUGCUUGUAAAUAAUAAUUUUACGUUUUCUAUAUUUGAACGUUUAAUGACACAAUUUGAAAAACUUUUACCAUUAGCAUUUCGUUUAAAAUUUAUAUCGCCAUCAUCGUCUCUUGCUGGUGUAGGAUCAACAUUCUUAACGUCAAAUGAUGAUUUAUUCGGAAGUACAACAUUGAACGGUGUUAAAGAUUGUGCAAUAACAAUGUCUAGACAAGAAUCAAAAACACUUGAUAAGAACAGUAAUGGACGACAACCAAUCAUUGCUACAAUUGAUAAAAUUCCAGUAACAACAAGUGGAAAUACAAUACGUUCAACAUUGUCAAAAACAUUUAAUAUGCGAGCAUGGUUUCGCGGUAAUGGAAAUAAUAUUGUUAUUGAUAUGAAUACAAAAAAAGGGCCAACAUCUGCUGUAACAACAAAAUUACCGGGACCAAAAUAUGACACAAAUUCUAAAUUGAACGGUAUCCAAUUACGAACUACAUCACCUAGAAGUCCACCAUUAACUAACGUAUUUAAGAAUAACAGCAAUCAUACAACAAAUUCUACUAAAAAACCUACAACAUCUAAUAGUAAUCAUAUACCAACAUCUCAUCGAGGUCUUUCGCCAGUAUCUACUAAUUCAUCAGCAACAACAGCAUUUCAGUCAAAAAUUCCUCGACCAUCGUUGAAUGUCGAUAAAACAAAUAAACCACUAUCCGCACGGUAUUGUACAAGUCAAAAUACAACAAUUGCAAAAUAA